This is a messenger RNA of Hyaena hyaena (striped hyena), 2496 nucleotides long. RefSeq names its product solute carrier family 19 member 3 (gene SLC19A3). Lineage: Eukaryota; Metazoa; Chordata; Mammalia; Carnivora; Hyaenidae. Gene Ontology annotation, molecular function: thiamine transmembrane transporter activity. Gene Ontology annotation, cellular component: plasma membrane. Bases 109 to 1596 code for a protein of 495 amino acids. The record is from RefSeq and is a predicted model, not a curated record. Gene Ontology annotation, biological process: transmembrane transport; vitamin transport. The transcript is spliced from 6 exons.
AGUGAAGCAGAAGUGCUUGCUCAGGGCACACCUCUUCCACUGGCUGUUGCUAAUGAGAGCUCUCCUUCUGAAGUGCUUUCCUACACGGCACCCCCCGCCAACCAAGCAAUGGGUUGUUUCAAAACGUCACCGAGUCAUUCCUGGAUUUACCCCACUGUGAUCCUGUGCUUAUUUGGAUUUUUCUCCAUGAUGAGACCUUCAGAACCCUUCCUAAUCCCGUAUUUAUCUGGACCAGAUAAAAACCUGACCAGCUCAGAGAUCACAAACGAGAUCCUUCCCAUCUGGACCUACUCUUACCUGGCCCUCCUGCUCCCAGUGUUCAUCCUCACCGAUUACGUCCGCUACAAGCCAGUCAUCAUCCUACAAGGGAUCAGCUUCAUCAUCACCUGGCUGCUGCUCCUGUUUGGCCAGGGAGUGAAGGCCAUGCAGGUUGUAGAGUUCUUCUAUGGGAUGGUCACCGCCACCGAGGUGGCCUACUAUGCCUACAUUUACAGCGUGGUCAGCCCAGAGCACUACCAGAAAGUGAGCGGCUACUGCCGGAGAGUCACGCUGGUGGCCUACACGCUGGCCUCGGUGCUGGCCCAGCUCCUGGCGUCCCUGGCCAGCCUGUCUUACUUUUACCUCAACGUCAUAUCCUUGGUCUCCGUCUCUGUGGCCUUUCUUUUCUCACUUUUCCUACCGAUGCCUGAGAAGAGCAUGUUUUUUCAUGUAAAACCCAGCAAAGAAGCACAGAAGCCACCAAACAACACUGCAGUGUUAGAUGAAACUUACAAGGUUAACACACCAGGCGGUAGAAAGAAACCCACUUCAGAAAUACCCACCAUUUCAGGGACCCUGGAUGAUCGGUGGUCGAACAAUCCACUGCCAGGAAAUGUAGCUUUGAGUGUUUUUGUGCAGUGGUUCAAAGAUUUGAAGGGUUGCUACUCCUCAAGGCAUCUUUUUUACUGGUCCCUGUGGUGGGCUUUUUCCACGGCAGGUUUUAACCAAAUUUUGAACUACGUUCAAAUCCUGUGGGAUUACAAGGCACCAUCCCAAAAUUCUUUCAUCUAUAAUGGGGCAGUAGAAGCUAUUGCAACCUGUGGAGGGGCUGUGGCUGCCUUUGGCGUGGGCUUUGUGAAGGUCAACUGGGAUCUCCUGGGAGAGUUGGCUCUAGCGAUCUUCUCCAUAAUUAGUGCAGGCUCUCUGUUUCUCAUGCAUUACACAACCAACAUCUGGGCAUGCUAUGCUGGUUAUUUGAUAUUCAAGUCCAGCUAUAUGCUUCUUAUAACCAUAGCAGUAUUUCAGAUUGCAGUUAAUCUGAGUGUGGAACGCUAUGCCCUGGUGUUUGGAAUGAACACCUUCAUGGCCCUGGUGAUCCAGACCAUUAUGACAGUGAUCGUGGUAGAUCAGAAAGGACUCAACUUGCCAAUCAGCAUUCAGUUUUUAGUUUAUGGGAGUUAUUUUGCAGUCAUUGCUGGCAUUUUUCUAAUGAGAAGCAUAUACAUCAUCUGCUCAACCAAGUGCCGAGAGCAGGCCCGGAGCUCUGCUACAAGUCAGAAUCCCUCUGAGCCCCACGCAAAUGGACCCAGGAGUGUUAACAUGGAAACAAGACUCUAACCGUAUGGCAACCACUGCAUCCACUGAAUAAGGACCCUCUUGGUCACAAAGUCACUGACUGACAUAAAGUAACACACUUCCUAAAUCUGGAUUUCAAUGAACCUUUUCAAAACCACAACAAAAUACCAGUUUUAGACCAGAUGUCUAUGUGCCCAACAAGUCCCAUCAUCUCAAUCAAACAACCCGUGCUGGGGACCCCAGUGGGUAGCAAGAACUGGGCAAUUCUGGUUUCGAGUACUCUCUAGGACAUGCAAAUGGCACAGAAACAAGCCAUGAGACACUUCCGCCAUUCUGGAGUUGAUGUUCCCGACUCCUAAGCAGAAAUACUAACUGGACUCACCCUUUGUUUGGCUUAGGUAUUUGUUCUAUCUUACUGAAACUGGCAAGAGAUAGGACAUUUUUGUCACACAGCCAUUUUCUUUCUUCUUCUAUUAAGUAUAUGUCUAUAUAACAAGCAUUUCUGUAAGAGAAUUUCAAGGCUUGGUCCCAUUUCUAAGGAACCCUUUUCAAUCUUGAUAACAUGACAUUAUUCAUACACUCAAAUGUGAUAAUAUCACCAUAUAAUUUUGUCAUGAUUACUUUUUACCUUAUGUUCUGCUGAACUUUGUUGUUGAAACUCUACCUCAGGAAUAGCUCCAGACAUUCCUGGAUGUCCACAGAAUGACAUUCAAGUCAAUUCUUGGUGGCCAUCAGGGAGGCAAUGAGCAUUCUCCUUACCGUGACCCCAGAUAGGUGUUUUAUUGCUGUAUCCAUGUGAUCUCUGUAAAACAGAGAAACUUUAGUGGAAAUUUCCAGGAGUUUUUGAGUAUUUUUAAGUAAGAAAACACUGAUAGGGUGGGGAGAAAUGCCUGACUUUUAAAUGGCAGAGCUGUGCCAAAUAAAAUAAUAUGAGCAAAAACA